Brassica rapa (field mustard) is the source of this 3620-nucleotide messenger RNA. Its product is annotated as putative F-box protein At2g33190. The record is from RefSeq and is a predicted model, not a curated record. Gene Ontology annotation, molecular function: protein binding. NCBI's taxonomy places the organism in Eukaryota, Viridiplantae, Streptophyta, Magnoliopsida, Brassicales, Brassicaceae.
CCUCGUAAUGUGUGAAACAUGCGUCUUCCUCUAAUUGCAUCCAACUGGGCUUUGUAACUUCAGAGAUUGCUUGUAUGGUUAAUCGCAGUUACAAGAAAAGAUUAUACCAUUAUAAAAAUAGUAUAAAAACAGGAUAUGCUCAGCUCAAAUCAAAAUAAAAAAAAAAAUAUUUUCUGUUAUGGUAGAGAUUUGACAAUCGGAGUCUGUGAUAUAUGUUUUUCCUCUCUUAUGUUUCCUUUAUUUGUGACUUAAAUCCUCUAGCAGUGUUUGUUAUAACUUUGUUUUCCAUUUCAUUACAUAGCAGUGUAGGCUUAUGUAUUGUAUUAUGAUGCUUGCCUUCAUGUCAUCAUUAACAUUUUCUAUCUUGCGACUAGUAGACAAUGUGCGGUCAUGUUUUGCUUGCUUACCUUUAAUAAUUGCCUUCUCUUCUUUGUGUCUAUAUCGACUCAAUCCAUGUCAUAACAUUAGGCCACUGCAACUUGUCUGAACGCAUGUAUUGAGGAUCUGACUUCUUUGCCUAAACUAUACCAUAUAUCGUAUAUUAUAGCUUUGUUUGGAUCACUUUCUACACAUGUAACAUUAUUCAACAUCACAUAAAAACGUGGAAACAAAGCAAACUUGGACGUAUAUGGUUUACACCAAAAUGUGGACAUACUACAUUGAAUAUAGGGUAGUCUCGUUACUAUGCAUGGGUAUAUUGUAUAUUUUCAAGCCCCUUAUGAAUAAACAAUUACCAAUUAUUGUGACUUUGUGUGUGGCAGAACUUAAAUAGACUACAUAGACUAUAGAAUAAUAUUGCCUCUGCGUUUUUUUCAUAACCCAACAUGCGGGCACAAUUUAAGCACAUGUGUUUUUAACUUUACUCCACUCCCACACACACACGCUUGCAGGGUUAUUCUUGGCAAUAUUGAGCGUAACUAGUCCCAUCAGAGACUUUCCACUGUAGAAUGGCUAUAAGCUUAAUAUUAGGGUCCAAUAUGAAUAUUCACCAAAUUCACCCAUAAAUAUAUCCUAAAAUAAAAAAUCUAAAUAAUAAAACUUUUGUAAAUUAAUAUCUCUAUAAAUUAAUAAAAUUUCAAAGUCCCAACAUUAUUAAUUUAUAGAGGUUCUAUUGUAUUUCAAUAAAAAUAUAAGUUAAAUAAUAUAUAGUUUUCAAACUAAAUCAAAUUUUACACCAAUAAAAAAAUGAAUUAAGCUAAAUGAUAUAUAAACUGUUGUAUUUUGCUUAUGAACUCAAUUUUGAAAAUAAAAAAAAAUAAAAAAAAUGUAAUUAUGUUCACCCUUUAAUUAUUUUUAUUAUGAUAAGAAGUGUUUAUAGGAAGAAUAAACAAUAUAGUCCAAAAUUGAUUAGCAAAACUGCAAAAAUGAAGAAAUACAGAGAAAAUUUCAUGUUUACCACUUUUAUGGUACCACUUUUCAUCUUUACCACCACUAAAGUGACAUUUUCAAAAAUACAUUUUUCAUUAAGAAGAAAAAUACUCUUAUAUCCGUGUUAUAUAUAUAUAUAUAUAUAUAUAUAUAUAUAUAUAUAUAAUAAAUCAUUAUUUAAAUAAAUAAAAAUAAAAUAUUUGUAUAAAUAUUUGUUUUUGAAAUUUUUUUUCGAAUUUUUCUUUUCAAAAUGUCUUUUUGAAAACCAAAAAUUAUGUUUGAAACUGUUUUUCAAAAUUUUUUUAAGUAUUUAUUUAUAUUUUUAUUAGAUACCUAAAUUCUGCAUUCCAAAAAUCCUAUCUCACCAUUCAACUCUAAAUUGUAAGUCUAAAUAAGGUAUAAAUAUAUUAAAAAUGAGAUAAAAAUGGCUAGUGUAAACAUGAAAAAAAUGGUAUUAUCAAUGUGCUAUAUAGGGCAAGUCAAAGAUCUUAUUGAAACAGAAUCUCCGAACAUAUAUGAAUCCAUUAGUUCACUCAAGAAACAAAAGCCCUAAGUUAGCCGCAGCCUCCAGAAUAUCCAAUACACAAUGUCUAGAAACGUUGAUUGGUCUAAGCUCUGCCCUGAUCUAUUACGAUCAAUCUUCGAAAGCUUGAGCUCUUUGGAUUUUCAUCGAGCCAAAACCGUUUGCUCAAACUGGUACACCGUUUCAAGAACAUGUCCUCUCUAUCCAUGGCGAAUCGUAUUACAAGGUCAGAACUCUCUUUUGUAUGAUCCCAUUCAAGAUAAAGUCUACCACAAAAACCUUCUUGGAAUCGACUUGUCCGAAGUCCAUUGUCUCGCCAGUUACAGCAACUGGCUUCUACUCGUAGAUCCUUGUCUACAUUUCCAUCUCUUGAAUGUGUUUACUAGCGAAACAAUCAGUGUUCCUUCAUUAGAUUCAUCACUUGGUGAUAGUCCUUAUAGAUUCGUACGAAACGACCUAUAUGAAUGCUUCCUUGAGCUCUACGGCACCAAGUUUCUUGUGAGUUGGGACGAUUUUAAGUUCUCAAAGACGGCUGUCUUGUGGAUAAACGAGAGAAAUGGAGAUUUCGUCGUCGCAUGGGCUAUCAAACAGUUCUACAUCUUGUCAUACAAGAAAAUAGCAAAUGAUGGUGAUAAAGGAUGGCGUAUUACAUGCACACAGUGUGAAGACAUGGCUUAUAAAGACAACAAGCUUUAUGUCUACACCUUUGAUCAUUACAUCAACGUUCUUGAUUUCUCUGGAGAUUGUCCUAAAGAAACCAUAGAAGGAAACCAUUAUCUUAAUCAUCCUUUUCCCUUCGUUGAUACAAUAUAUAAGAUGAGGAUUGCUAUAGCAAACUCAGGAGAGGUUUUGAUUGUUCUGAGCUUGAAAGAGUUAAACAGAAAGUUUUGCAUUUGUAAGCUGAAUCUUGAGGUUGGAGAAUGGGAAAGAGUAGACUCUCUAGGAGAUGAGAUGUUGAUAUUUGGUCAUGGGGUUACAAUAAGGGGACCGGUUAAAGAUAGAGGGAUCAAGAGUGGUUCAAUAUGUUUCCUUGAUGAUGAUCAUUUGUCUGAUAAUUAUCUUGGGACGAGGAGAGAAGCAAAUUGUGGUGUGUUUGAUCUUGCAACAAGAACAAUCACUUGGCAUACAAGAUUAGAUGAUUGGUCUUCCAAGAUUUACUGGUUUGUUCCAGGACAGGCUUAGUCUUUAAUUAUCGUCUUUACGUGUAAGUCAAGUGGUACGUUUGAGAAACAACCACAUAACUCUUUUCUCUUUUUAUCAUCAAGUCUUUGGUUUUAAGGUUUAUCGAAAAUUUGACCUAAGUAUGUUUUAUCAUGGAUAGUUGUAGCAAUUGGCUAUUUAUUGUUGAUUCUUGUUUAGAUUUGUAUCAUUUGAAUGUGACUCGCGAAAGGAUCAAUCUUUCAUCGAUAUAGUUAUUGCUUCUUGGUCAAGCUAGCUUCCAAAGUAAAGACCAGUGGGAACGUUUUAGCGAGCGUAGUAUAUUGAAGCCCACACUGAAGCCUAUCUUAUGAUCCAUUAAGAAGCUUAUGUAACUAUGUAACUAGGGUUUUAUAAACCACUAUAUAUGUCAUUAGAGUGCUUGCUAGUAUGUAACUUUGGUUGCCAUAGUUGCAGCCACAUUAAACCCUUUUUAUGAUAUUAAUCUAUCUUGUUAGCUCUUGGUGACAACUCUCAAGUUUCCUCUCUUUAGUUUCUUUAUCAUUCAAUAAAGCUCUAUGAGCUAUUAGUC